AACAGCGUGUUAUUUAUACAUUUUUUUUAUGCCGUUUCAUUGUGAUUACAAUAAUAUGUUUAUCGUAAUAUUGUAUGCAAGACAAAUUAUAGUGCCCACACGCAUUAUGUUAUUAUUCCACGGCCCUUUACGUCGUUUAAGAAAGUCUGUUUCUCCUUCUCUCGCUGCUUAGUUUCCCGCAUUCCUAUACAGCCACGUCGACCGGCCGUUUCCCUUCCAGCGCGAGUUUUCCACUGAACGGAAAACCCAACCGCGUCCACAGUCGUACAUUUUCACGUUUAGUUUGGUCACGUUAACUGCGGUCACAAGUUCGGACAUGUUUCAUACGGUGGAAGACGCCAACCAUAAUAUCUACUGUCUGUCGUGAAACCCGGCACAAAUGGGCGUCAAGUAUUUUUACUCGCUGUCCGUGGUCGCUUGUUUUACGGUGGUGUGCGUCAGAUGUGAUUUGUCGUCGUCGUCGGUCGAAGAGGAAACGGCGGCCGCGUCUUAUGAAGAAACGAAAAGGUCGCUGUACAACGAUGACAGUGCUCUGGAGGCGACGCACGUAGACGGUGGCUCCACCGACCGGCAGCUAAAGCGGUUCAUAGUGCCAGUCAGCACUUCGGACCUGGGACUCGAGACUUCCAGCUCCAGACCAUACUUCGUGCACCAACACAUGCAACACUACAAACACCCCCGAAACCAGCAGCAGCAACACCACCAACACCACCAACACCAACACCCGCAGCACCAACAGCAGCUGCAACAUAAUCAGCAACAACAACUGCCACAGCAGCAGCAGCAGCAAUCUCCGCAGUCGCAGCCACAGCACCAUUCGCAUCAGUACCACCACCAAGGUCGGGGACAAGCGGCUGUCGAUCAUUUCGGGUUCGGGCCUUCGUCUCCGGGAAGCACUGGCGGGGGUGGAGGCGGUGGUUAUACAGAUCAGUCAGACAACUUCUACCAGUCAUUGGGUGGUGGUGGUGGUGGUGGUGGUGGUGCAUCAAAAUAA
This is a messenger RNA of Acyrthosiphon pisum (pea aphid), 994 nucleotides long. RefSeq names its product box A-binding factor-like. The transcript has 3 exons. The record is from RefSeq and is a predicted model, not a curated record. NCBI's taxonomy places the organism in Eukaryota, Metazoa, Arthropoda, Insecta, Hemiptera, Aphididae. The coding region runs from base 380 to 994 and encodes 204 amino acids.